Gastrolobium bilobum is the source of this 474-nucleotide messenger RNA. RefSeq names its product blue copper protein 1a-like. Gene Ontology annotation, cellular component: plasma membrane. The record is from RefSeq and is a predicted model, not a curated record. NCBI's taxonomy places the organism in Eukaryota, Viridiplantae, Streptophyta, Magnoliopsida, Fabales, Fabaceae. Bases 1 to 474 code for a protein of 157 amino acids. The transcript has 2 exons. Gene Ontology annotation, molecular function: electron transfer activity.
AUGGCUUUUUCUCGCAUUGCGUUAUUCCUAGCCAUCUCCAUGGUUUUGUUUUCGUCAGUUGCAAUGGCAACUGAUUACAAUGUGGGGGAUCAGAGUGGCUGGACUCUUGAUUUUAACUACACACAGUGGGCCCAGGACAAAGUUUUCCGUGUUGGUGACAACCUUGUGUUCAAUUAUAACAACUCAAGACACAAUGUGUUCAAAUUGAACGCUACACAAUUCCAGAAUUGCAGCUUCCCACCAUCAAAUUCAAACAAUUCACUUUCAACCGGAAAUGACGUUAUUCAACUGAAACUCGAAGGGAAGAAGUGGUACGCUUGUGGCGUUGCAAACCACUGUUCUGAUCAUCAAAUGAAGCUUGUCAUCAACGUUGUAUCCGAAGGUCCUGCACCUGCUCCUUCUUCUGCUGUUGUUUCUUCUCUAUCUGGGGUUCUUAUGGUAGCCAUCGUUGCUAUUUCAGCCUUCUUCGCCUGA